Molecule: messenger RNA, 1090 nt
Organism: Aplysia californica (California sea hare)
Lineage: Eukaryota; Metazoa; Mollusca; Gastropoda; Aplysiida; Aplysiidae
Product: tetraspanin-18
Cellular component (GO): membrane
Source: RefSeq, a predicted model, not a curated record
GUAACACCCUCAAAAUCACGCUCAGACACCCAGCCCUUUUCAAACGGCCAGCAGCAACCUCCAUAUAAUGAGAAGAACUCAACGGCGUCGCGUGAAAGAUAUUGACGUGAGAGUUGCACUUCAAGGGAGGCGCCCUGUCUAAACUUACAUCAAACUUUGGUGACGCGUUUGCACUAGAGCAGGGUCGUUUUCGUGCGUGGUUAGACUAAAGUCGUGGUUACAACUGUUUAGAAAAAAAUAGUUUUAAUCGAUAAAUAUAAAUUAGUGCAUAGUCUUUUGUGGAAAUUAUAGAACCGAGAUUAAACUGGUGUUAGUUGGGUUUUAUUUUCACAAAGAAAAAGAAAAUAUUUGUUGGAUUAAUUUGCGUUCUUUUCUCCUUGUUGGAUUAAAGAUACAGUGGAAUAUUUCAGCACUGAAUAAUUACCCGGAGAAGUAAGAGAGGUGAAUCUCUGGAAAGAGUUAUUUGGGUUUUUUUAAAUUGUGAACUGGUGAAAACAAGUCAUUAUCUGAUUAUUUGGACGGUGGAAUAGCCAAGGCCCUUUCGACUUUUUAGGAAUACCAAGACACUUGUUGGAGAAGUUGUCAGAGUGUGCAGCAAGUUUCGAUCAUGGCAACAUGCUGCAAAGUGGCAGUUAUUGUUGUGAAUGUACUUAUGUUGUUAGUUGGCCUGGUGUUCCUGAUAGUCGGCGCGUGGACGUACCUGGACCGAGAAGAUGUCCUCUACCUGAGCAAAGUCAACGACGACGCCACCUACUCUGACGUGGAACUUCCCGGUUUUCUGGAAGUUGUGGCGGCUGUUGCGAUCGCGUCCGGCGGUUGUAUGGUGGUGUUGUCCAUCCUGGGGCUGUGUGGAGCUGGCAGAAACUCCAGGUGUCUUCUGGCGCUGGUCCCCAAGACUUGUUGCAAACUGGACAAAAGCAGAUACAUCCACGACAGAGUAUACGUGCACUCAGUGGAUGAAAGAUGUGGCCAUAAACCCUUCUCCAACAACAGUCAUAUUGACAAGCCUUGCUUCGAGGACAUUAAAGGCUGGAUAAACGAGACAGUGUACAUGCUCCUGGUGUCGUCUGCUGUAGUCGCCGGCGUGCAG